Parasteatoda tepidariorum (common house spider) is the source of this 2069-nucleotide messenger RNA. NCBI's taxonomy places the organism in Eukaryota, Metazoa, Arthropoda, Arachnida, Araneae, Theridiidae. The record is from RefSeq and is a predicted model, not a curated record.
UCGUUUCAGCAUUUGAUGUUAUAGCGCAAAUCAGCCCUAUUAAUCAUUGCAACUGCGUCAACGAGGUUUCGGAAAUUUUUGUUUGAGUGCAAAAUAUUCGUCAACGCUGCUGAAGUGCUUGCGCUUCCUGCUUUGUGCGUCUUCGUUUCCAACUUUUUCGAAAUUAUGAUGAUCCUUGUAAGAAGAACGAUGAAAGUUUACCAUCCCGGUAAAGGAACCGAAGUUGCUUUCUUGUUUCUGAAGGGCUGUGGCUUAGCAUCUUAAUAUCACAGUUAAUAAGGAUUCUAUAUUAAUGUAGAAAUUAAAAAAGUAAUCUGAAAGAAUCAAUACCUUAUAGGAGCUGUUGACUUGUAAAGAAUGUGAUAAAGUGUUUACAACAAAAGAAGCAUUAGAAGCUCACAGACAACGCCACCCUACAAACGACGUCAUAAAAAAGCAUCGCUGCAAUUUCUGUUCCUACUCGACAAAAUAUUCAAGCCAUCUUCGGAAACAUAUUUUCACCCACACCGGAGAAAGGCCAUACAAAUGCAACGAGUGUCCAGCUGGUUUUACACAAAAUUCACUUCUGCGAAAGCACAUGCUGAAACAUGCAAUCAAGCAAGUAGUCCAUAAAUGCGAUCGUUGCUUCGAGAGUUUCGAUGACAAAAGGGCUCUAGAAAGGCAUACGAAGAUACACAAGAAAGAAGCUAAGAAAUACCGAUGCUUCUACUGCAGCAAAAAAUUUUCUAAAUCAUCAUCUUUGCUGAAGCAUGAGAAGAAACAUAACCAAGAGGAUUCCUCGGAGUCAGAAAAGGAAGAAAUUAUUUUUAAAAGCAAAACUAAUUCCAAGCCUGCCAUUGCAAACUCAAAAGUCUCAGUAGCUGCAUCUCCAGACAAGUCUAUAGCUUCUGCAAAAGAGAACCCCGCUGAGUUGAAAGAGGAUUCAGCGCAUUGGAAGAAACACAACCAAGACGAUUCCUCGGCAUCAGGAAAAGUGGAAAUUAUUUCUAAAAGUAAAACUAAAUCAAAGAAUUCCACUGCAAACUCAAAAGUAACAGUAGCUGCAUCUCUAGACAAGCCUAUAGCUUUUGUAAAAGAAAACUCCGUUGAACUGAAAGAGGAUUCACCAAUCUCUCCAGCACACUGGAAGAAACCCGACCAAGACGAUUCCUCAACAUCAGAAAAGGAAGAAAUUAUUCUCAUAAGCAAAACUAAAUCCAAACCUGCCAUUUUAAACUCAAAAGUCUCGACUGUAUCUUUAGCUUCUAUAAAAGAAAAUUCCGUUGAAUUGAAAGAGGAUUCACCAGUCAUUGUUAUAAACAGCCCGGAACAGCUUGAAGAAAAUCUCUUUGCACCUCAACAAGAGCUACCUCUUAGUUUUAUAGAAGUUCCUUCAGUGUCUUCUAUGGAAAAAUCCUACAUGCUUGAAGACACCAAGGAAUUCGAUUUAUCCAAAACUUCCCCACAGACUUACAAGGAGAAAUCUCCUACACCACCAAACAUAGAACAGUCUUCUACGCAUUGGAAGAAGAAAAAAAUGUCUUCCCAAAAUGUUUGGUCACCUGCGCGAGAAGCUAUAGAAAGUAAAUCAUUUAGUUUCCUCGGGAAAAAAAUUUAUGAUAGGAACCAAACCGUUUCGUCUGAGUUAGCACUAAAUUUGUCAAAAAAACCAGGCGGUGAUGGAAAUUAUUAACACUGAUAGAGAAACUUGUACAGCAUUAUAAUUGGCUUUCAACUCAAUUUUGAUUUUAUUUUAAUCGUUAACAAGCUAAAUUAUCACUGAUUUAAUCUUUGUGUUUUGUAGUUUUCCAUCAUUUUAUUUUAUAAUAUUUUAUUAUUUUAUAUUAUUUUAUUUCGAAAGGUGCAUUUAUUAUUUUUAAAAAGGUAUAAAGAGAUGUUGAUUUUUAGUAUUUUAUCGCAAUUGUUAUGCUGCGAUAAAAAACUGGUAGUGUUGAAAAGUAAAGUUCCAAAGAGUUCUUAACUUGAUAGAGAAACUUGUACAGCAUCAUAAUCGUUUUUUAACACAAUUUUGAUUUCAUUUGUAUUAUUAACAAACUGAAACACCACUGAUUAAAUCUUUGUGUUUUGUA